GUCAGAGAGCUGCUGAUGAAGAUGAAGGAGCUGUUCCUCUUCCUCUCCUGUGUCCUCUGUGUCUCUGCUGACGCUCUGCACAGUGACAUUGCUAUCAAUGGCUGUUCAGACUCUGAUGGAGAGUUCAUGUAUGGACUGGAUGGUGAAGAGAAAUGGUACGCAGACUUCAACAAACAUACAGGAGUGGACGCUCCGCCAGACUUCAUAGGAAGUUUUAAUUACCAGGAAGGAGCUUAUGAAAACGCUGUGGCUAAUCAACAAAUCUGCAGAGCUAACCUGAAGGUUGACAGUAAAGGGAUGAAAGACUUCCCUCUAGAACAUGAUGCUCCUUCAGGUGUGAUGAUCUACACCAGAGAUGAGGUGGAGUUUGGAGAGGAGAACACUCUGAUCUGUCAUGUGACUGGUUUCUAUCCUGCUCCUGUCAAUGUCUCCUGGACCAAGAAUGAGCAGAAGGUCACACAAGGAUCCAGCAUCAACGUUCCCUAUCCCAACAAAGAUGGGACCUUCACCCAGAUCUCCAGACUGGAAUUCACCCCACAGCUGGGAGACAUCUACAGCUGUAAAGUGCAACAUCUGGCCCUGACACAACCACUGACCAAAAUCUAUGAGGUGGAGGCAUCUGCUCGCUCUGAUCCAGGUGUUGGACCCUCUGUGUUCUGUGGAGUGGGUCUGACUGUGGGUCUGUUCGGUGUGGCUGCUGGAACCUUCUUCCUCAUCAAAGGAAAUGAGUGCAGCUGAUUGGCUCACAGUGAUGAUGUCAUCAUAGUUCUAUAUUGAGCUCAUAAUCAGUGUAACUGUCCUGUAUGUAAGUGUUUGAUCUAGCAGAUGUUACCUGGACUCUGUUCCUGCCACAAAAACAAAGAAGAUAAAAGUCAAAUUGAUGUUGCUGAAAUCAGUUUUAUCUGAACUCAGUCUCAGGUGAUCUCAGUGUGUUCAUAAACUGCUAUAAUGUGUCCUUGUUUAUCAAACUUUCAGAUUUUCAUGUAUUAAUAAAAACAUCUGAGUAAUAAACACAAA
This is a messenger RNA of Oreochromis niloticus (Nile tilapia), 1017 nucleotides long. Its product is annotated as mamu class II histocompatibility antigen, DR alpha chain. Gene Ontology annotation, biological process: antigen processing and presentation; immune response. The transcript has 4 exons. NCBI's taxonomy places the organism in Eukaryota, Metazoa, Chordata, Actinopteri, Cichliformes, Cichlidae. Gene Ontology annotation, cellular component: membrane; MHC class II protein complex. The record is from RefSeq and is a predicted model, not a curated record. Bases 16 to 738 code for a protein of 240 amino acids.